AGAAUUGUUUGACUUUAUAGGAGCAGCCAUAGUUUGAAGUUUGAAGCGUAAGCAAUUGAAUUCACCACACCACACCACACCAUUCCCUUAUUAACCUUCCCGCCAUCUCCACUGGAGCUAGUUAGUUAGUUAGUUACAGAGAACGUUUUUAGCAUGACCAUGGACAAAGCAUCGCAAAGCAGCUCCGAUUCCCCCACCCGAGACCCCAAGGUGGUGUCCAUCGAAUGCCUCAGAGGAAGCUCCAAGGGCGACGAGUGGAGCGCCGACAUGCUCCAGAGCGGUGACGUCGUCGAGGACCUCCGGAUCGGGUCGUCGCCGACCUCGCGGAUCCGCUACCAGGCGCCGUUCAAGGGCGGAAAGAGCGGCGUCCAGAGGAUUCUUCAGGAGUCCUACAGGAAGAAGGAGACGUCGAUCGCGGUGAGAGUGCGGCGAGGCUCCGACGAGUUGGCGGAGCUGCAGGCGUGCAUCGUGCCUAACGAGCUCGCGGCGAAGAAGAGCUUCGUGCUUCGCUCGAUUUCCGAUCCGAAUUACGUGGUAGGGUUUGUGGAUCGGACUGAGGCGGAAUGCUUCGAGAUUCAAGCUUCAAGGAGCACUAGGAUGGUAAAUGCGCUAACCAGAACCAAGCUUCAGGAUGGAUAUGUUUCAUAUUCAUGGGAAAGAAGGAUGCAGGAAAUGCUAUCAGUUCCCAAUUCUAGCAACUUCCUUUCCUUAUUAUUUCUUCCCAAAGCUUCAGAUCGUGUAGCUUCUCGCUACAAUGAUCUGGAGGAUACCCUAGCUCGGGCAAAUGCAUGGCUCAAUGCAGGUCAAGCUUCAGGUGUCCCUAUUGUCUUCAUGAACAUCCAAACAGAGUCCCUACUUACUAAGAUAUCUGGAGAGACCGCUUCUUCCACUGUGAAUGCAGGGUCAUUAUCUGACUUAGCUAACUUAUCAAAUGCAAGCCUUUACGGCUUUGAGGAUUACCAUGGAAUAGACAUUGGUGUUGUUCGAGCAAUUCGCCUAUGGUAUGCUCCAGUUGCAGGAGAGUUAUCUAUUGAGAUCAAACUCAAAGAGGAAGAUGCAAAGCUUGGCUUUGCCAUUAGUCGUACCGAAGAGGGAUUUAUUUUCAUCUCAUCAGUUAUUAAUCAAGAAAAUGUGCCUGCUACAAGAUCAGGGCUGAGCAAUCUGUACAAACUAGCAACGGAUACUUGUAGGCUAUUGGUAGUUUCAAGAGUGUCAAAUCAAAAAGUCCUUCCAUGGAUGGUUUCUUCAACAGGAGCCAUUCGGUGUUAUGACACUGUUUCACUGAGCCAGAAGCUCUCAUUGCAUCGACACACCAAAGUUCCCAUUCUCCUGCAUGUCUUGCUUUGGGACCGGGCUUUGGCUUCUUCAAGUGGAGGAAGCACUAGGUUUAAGAAUCUCUCUUCUUCUGUGUUUCCAUCACUAUCAUCUGAAGUUCAAGUACCGCGCCUUCCAAACGAAACCCAUGUACUGCCACUGCCCCCUCCACCCUCCGAACCAAGUGAUGAUACAAGUGAAAUUUCGCAGUCCAGGCUUGAGAGAGACACAGCUGGUGAAUCCUCUUUUAGAUUCCAUGAUUUUUCCUUGUCCAGCAACUGGGUAUGAAUAUCAUGUUCAUAUAAUACGUAGUUGCAUAUUAGAUGAUGGUCAUGCAUGGUAUUGUAGUUUAAUUAUUGUACAUAUAAUAUACAUUGUUUUAGACUUCAGGUCUUCCAGAUUUUGUUUAAUUUGCUUCAUUAGCUAUGGAAAAGCAGAAUGAUAUAGCAUAUAACUUGGAAAUUGAAAAACAUCACGACUUUUGUUUGUGUUU
Molecule: messenger RNA, 1807 nt
Organism: Cajanus cajan (pigeon pea)
Lineage: Eukaryota; Viridiplantae; Streptophyta; Magnoliopsida; Fabales; Fabaceae
Source: RefSeq, a predicted model, not a curated record